ACGGAAGUAAAACUCCACUGCACACAUGUAAGGUAAUUUUGACUUUGAGGUGCAUAACUGACUGCAUCCUGUGUUUUCAAUAGUAAUUUAUUAAUUAUUUAAUGUGCUGAAAUCUAGCUAAUAACUCGUAAGUAAACGGUGAUAAAACCCCGCUUGUUGGCGCAUCCACGUGAGCACGGUGCAUUUAACUUAGAUGAGCAAAGUAAAUGUUUCCUCCCAUCUUUGAGAUUAAGUCAGCAUGAAUAACUGAUCCAUCCUUCCUCUGUGCCAACAGCUGGGAAAUCACCAGAGAAAUGAAGACCUAGCCUGAGCCCAGGUGUGUGAGGAUGCAUCGACUCCGAUGUGUGAACCCCUGCCUCACACGGCUCCUUCAUUGUGGUGCAGCAAACAGAACCCAGAUCCUGGAGGGUCUGCGGGUCUGCUCCAAUGAAGACCAGGUGUUUGAUGUGGUGAGCAGGAACAAAGCCAAGCUGACUGUGGACCAUGUCAGCUGUGCUGUGAGGAUGCUGUGGCAGUUCCAGAAAGAGAGACCUGAACUCCUCAGGACCAUUGACCUCACAAAGACUCACCCACAGUUCUUAACUCUCCAGGUUUUGGCAGAGAAUAAAAUUGCUCUUAUGAGUGAUUUAAUGCUGAUUGACAUACUUUAUGCUUUCCUCAGGCUGAAAGUGGAACCACACGAAUCUCUUGUGCAGCAGAUGGUUUCAGAAGCAUGGCUUAGAGUAGACAGACUUCCAUUGCCAUCUCUGUCCAAGUUCUCAGUCUGUUUAAAGGAUCAGCACCUUCAAAACAGUCCCUUAAUGGGUCGGAUCGCCAGUAUUUUGGAUCAGCGUUUGUCAUCCAUUAACAAUGCCAGGAUCCUGACUGCUCUGAUGACUGGCGUCUCGAGCCUCGUGUCUCCCCAGCUGCGGGACGCCCUGAUCAGCAGAGCGGAUCAGCUCCUGCACACAAUAGACCCCUCCAACUACAACACUCCACGGAGGGUAGUGCAGUUCCUGCGCAACACCAAGUGCAUUCACCGACCUCUGCUGGAGAAGUGCAACAAGAUCUUCUUGUGCAACAUUUCCAGGCUGGAUGCAGAAAAUAUCAACAUCAUCUUGGGUCUGUAUCAGUCCCUCCAGUUCAACAACUGUGAUUUCAGAUUGGCUGCUAAGGAAAGGCUGAUCGAGCUGAUGGGUACAAGCACCGACCCCAUCUCAUUCACCAGACUGUUUGUCGCUCUGGCUCCUAUUGCUAGUCUAGAGAUCAGAGAAAGGUUGGAGAAUAUGACCCUCCUAAUGGCGGAUGAGUUCAAUGCUCAACAAGCUCUGGCUGUUGCUGAAGCGCUAGAGGAGAUUCGGAGCAGAAAUCUGACUUUACUGAACAAAAUUGCAUCAAUAAUCCAAAAAAACCUUCAUGUCUACAAGUCAUUGGAGGUGGCCAGAAUCACCCAGGCUCUUUUCCUGUUGCACUAUCAGAACUCAGAACUCUUUGCUACAUUAAGAAAGACCCUGAUUAGCUUCCUGCAGCGCAGUUUUUACCCAUCUGAGGUGACCACGCUGACCCGAGUUCUGUCCAUGCUGCCCUCCCCAUGGCUCGACGAGGGCGUUGUCUCGCGGGUGGAUGAGGUGAUGUCACAGUGUGACCUCGAUGAGCUGAAUACCAUCUCCUUCGCUGUAGCCAAGUGGAUCAGAAACGAUCCCUCAUACCGACACAACACCCACAGCAAAUACGUCCGGCUGCUACAGAGGCUGAGCAACUGCGGCCGUGAGAGGCUGCAGGUGGCCGCCAAGCUGGACCUGGUGCUGGAGGAGCUCAAGUACAUCUCAGGGGCGUGGUUUGAGGAGAUGCUGCUGGAAGAGGCGAUUGCCACGCUCAACAGGAUGAUGGACCAAGUAAACUGGACCAACAUCUCAGAACUGGCCUUCUUCCUUACCAGAAUGAAUCACCUCCACCCUCCUCUGAUGGACAGGAUGGCCAAAGUGGCCUUGGAAAACAUCGACAAGAUUCACUUCUCAGCAACAUAUGCCACGCUGCUCCCCUUUUCUAUCCUGAACUAUGAACCCACACAGAAAGACGAGCUCUAUGACGCUUGCAUUAAGCGCUUCACUCCUCACAUGAGCUCCUUUGACCCACAUCUGCUCGUCCUCCUGGCGUAUUCGUUGGCAGUAGCCGAUCAUUUCCCUGAAGAACUUAUUAGAGAAAUCUUCAACAUAGAUUUUCUUGGAAAACUGGACUGUCAACUAGAAAGUUUGCCCGACACCCUCAACCUGCGGACGCGACAGCGUCUCAUGGAGUUGAAUCGCGCUGUGUGUCUGGAGUGUCCGGAGUUCCAGGUGCCGUGGUUUCACGAUAGUUACUGUGAGCAUCUGCAGAGGAAAGGGAAUGGCUCGAUCAGUCCCGUACAACAGCAAAUCCACAAAAUGCUGGGUGAGGUUCUGGGUGGAAUUAACUUUGUCCAAGUAGCAGUUACCGCGCCAUACUUUUAUAGUGUAGAUUUCGAAUGCAAGCUGGACAAACAUUUGCAGCCUCUACCCUACUCUGAACCAAGCCCCCAGCAGAUUUCAGGCAGAGGAAAGGUUCUCUGGCAUUCCACUCCAUCUGAAAACAUCCGAGAUGAGCUUCCACCUGGAGCUCAGCGUGUUGCUGUGGACUUUCUUGAUUCAAGAUUCUUCUGCAAAAAUUCUCAUCACAUAAAAGGCGAAGCACUAAUGAGAAAGAGACACCUUGAAAUUCUGGGAUAUCAUGUUGUUCAGAUUCCUCGCUUCGAAUGGAACUCCAUGGAGCUUUCAACAUUUGAUGCAAGGAAGGCAUACCUGAGAGGGAAAAUACUUGGAUGAUUUUGUUCAAUGAACUGUGACAGAAAUGUUAAAUGGAGAAAUCAUCCCAGAUGUCUCUCAAAAAGCGUUGCUAUACAUGAAGUUCUUCUUGCUUUCGACAAACUAAAGUUCACAUGAAUCUACCUCGUUCAUGUUAAGCAAUGUUGAAUGUGUUCUUUAUUAUUUUUAAUAAAUAGAAGAAAAAAAUUAAA
Nothobranchius furzeri (turquoise killifish) is the source of this 3010-nucleotide messenger RNA. It is a transcript of the gene fastkd1, whose product is annotated as FAST kinase domains 1. Lineage: Eukaryota; Metazoa; Chordata; Actinopteri; Cyprinodontiformes; Nothobranchiidae. The record is from RefSeq and is a predicted model, not a curated record. Gene Ontology annotation, cellular component: ribonucleoprotein granule; mitochondrial matrix. Gene Ontology annotation, molecular function: RNA binding. Gene Ontology annotation, biological process: regulation of mitochondrial mRNA stability; mitochondrial RNA processing.